AUGGCGGCAGUGCUGACCAGGGCUUACGUCCAGUCUUCUCCUCAUACACGGGCCAUCUUCAAGGCAGUGUUGUUGGAGCGAUUGAUUCCAUUACUUGGACAGGCAUCGCAGACUGGUUCCGGGAGCGUGAACAUACUCCCGCUAUUCUAUUCAUACUCGAUCGACUUCAUGUCUGCCUUUGUAUUUGGGCUUCCGGGAGGGCAUAGGCUGCUUGAAGAUACAGAGGAUAGGGAGAAGUGGCUUACCCUUUAUUACACCGUCUUCAUGUCCAAUGCCCCGGCCUUAUUAGGUGAAUUCAAAUGGAUCACCAGGGCAUUAACAGUCUUCAAAAUACGUUUGCUUCCAAAAGAUCUUGCAAAACUGAGGCAGCAUAGUGAGGACUGGACAAGCCAGAACGUGAGGCUGGCUGAACACAGAUUGCAAUCACACUAUGCUCUGGGUGAGCCUUGGGCGCCAGGAGACCUCCCUGUACUCUACAGUGCUCUUAGGAGUAGCAUUGCUCGAGACGCCGGCGUCGAGGAGACUUUCACCCCAAGUGAUGGACAAUUUCGGGAGCUAGCCAGCGAAUGCCUCGAUCAAAUAGGUAUGAUACCACCCGGUUCCAUUCAUACCAUUCUUGCUUGUACACUAAUUGGAUGA
This is a messenger RNA of Trichophyton rubrum CBS 118892, 639 nucleotides long. RefSeq lists its product as uncharacterized. The record is from RefSeq and is a predicted model, not a curated record. Lineage: Eukaryota; Fungi; Ascomycota; Eurotiomycetes; Onygenales; Arthrodermataceae. The transcript has a single exon. Bases 1 to 639 code for a protein of 212 amino acids.